AGGGGGAGAGCAGGCACUUUCUCUGGACUCUGCAGGCAGAAUGACGGGUCCUGCUCCCCCACCUGCUCUCCUUCUGGUCCUCUUCUUCGUCUGGCCCUCCCUGGGCUCCCCGCUGUAUGUGGUGGUGGCUCCCAACAUCCUGCGUGUGGGCAGUGAGGAGAGUGUGUACCUGGAGGCACAUGGCACCACAGGGCCUGUAAAGGUGACACUCACUGUGAUGGGAUUCCCUGGGGACCAGUUUGCACUCUACAGUCAUGAAGUGACAUUAGACCGCAGCACAUUAUUCCAAGCGCUGCACAAAAUAAAGAUUGAUGAACUUCAUCUACAGAGUAAGCCCAACUCUAACCAGUAUGUGAGCUUAAAAGCGAAGUUUAAAGACUCAGCAAACAAAGACUCUGUACAUAAUGUGGAGACAGUGGUGCUGGUGUCCUUCCAGUCUGUAUUUAUUCACCUGCAGACGGAUAAACCCAUUUAUAACCCCGGGGAACGCGUCAGAUACAGAGUGUUUCUCACAAACACAGCAGGCAGGUCUGCCACCGACGUGGUGACUGUUCAGAUCAAGAACCCACAGGGGAGCAUCGUAGAACGGGACGGAGGUAGAACUACGCAUAAGGGCAUAUUCAGCAACAGUUACAUCCUGCCAGAGGGCGCCAAAUUAGGUUCAUGGACUCUGGAGGCAAAGCUGCAGAACCAUGAAGACAUUCUUGCAUCCUCUGAAUUCGAGGUGAAAAAGCAUGUACUGCCAACAUUUGAAGUGAUUCUAAAACCAAGCAAGAAGUAUUUUCAUGUGGAUGAUGGAGAGUUCAGUGUGGAUAUUCAGGCCAGAUACUUGUUUGGUGUUGAUGUAGAGGGCUCUGCCUACGUUGUGUUUGGACACAUUGACAGUGAGGGUAGAAGAACCAGCUUCCCGGCUUCUCUGCAGAGGGUCGUCCUGCAGUCAGGAACAGCCAAGGCCACCCUGCUGCGAGACCAAAUCCAUGCUGUUAAUAUCUACAACAUUGUGGGCCAUUCCAUAUAUGCAAGAGCUACAGUCUUCACCAUCACAGGCAGCGACAUUGUGUCAGCAGAGCUCACAGACAUCAAAGUGGCCAAGUCUCCCUACAGAAUCGAGUUCACCAAGUCCCCCAGAUACUUCAAGCCCGGCCUGCCAUUCGGUCUGUAUGUGUACCUGUCCCAUACAGAUGGCUCACCAGCAGGGGGCAUCACUCUGAGAGUGGAAGACAUGACUGCGAUCACAGACAGGCACGGAACAGCCAUUCUCCCCGUCAACACGGCAAAGCACGAACACCUGAAGAUCAUGACAGUGAGGACGAGAGACAGCAGCCUGCCUGCCACUCACCAGGCCGAGGCGAAGAUAACCCUCUCAGCCUACGAGACAGAGAGCGUCAAAGAAUAUCUGCAUCUCAGCGCACCCGGCGGGACGGUGGUGUCUCUCAACUCUUUGCUCCAAAUUUCCGUCACCUUCCACAGUGAAGGUGCUCAGCAGAAUCUCCCGACUGACUCCGUCUCCUUCAUGGUGGUGAGCAGGAGUCAGAUCAUCCAGAAGGGGAAGUGGCCGGUGACAGCGGGACAGAAAGUCAUGAAACAGUCCCUGAAGGUCACUCCUGAAAUGCUCCCUUCUUUCCGUCUGGUGGCCUAUUACUCCGUGCCGCAGCGCGGUCAGCAGAUCAUGUCGGACUCGCUGUGGGUUGAUGUGGAGGAUGUCUGCAUGGGCACGCUCCAGCUGUCCAUUCCGAAAAAGAAGAGUGAGUACCAUCCUGCAAAUUUUAUCAGGCUGCAUGUGAAAGGAGAUCCAGGCGCCAUCGUGGGGCUGGUGGCUGUGGACAAAGCUGUGUAUGCAGUGAGCAAUAAGGGCAGGCUCACUCAGUCCAAGAUCUGGGACGCUGUGGAGGACAAGGACAUGGGGUGCACGCGGGGAGGGGGGCGAAACAACAUGGGCAUCUUUACAGACGCAGGACUGCUUUUCCUCUCCAGCUCGGGGACCAAGACCCCGCCCAGACAGACUCACCUCUGCCCCUCCGACAGCCCACACAGAGGACGGCGCGCCCUGGUGCAGUCAGACAGCGAGACCAGCUUUAUGGAGGACAUUUUUGUUCGUCACGUAUUCAGUAGCAGCUUUCUGUGGGUUAUGCAGGAGCUGAGAGGAACCCCAAAGGAUGAUGGCCUUGCCACCUUUGAACAAAUAUAUGCAGUUAAGGAUUCAACCACUCAGUGGCAGAUCUUGGCCGUCAGCUCAUCUCCCACCACAGGCGUGUGUGUGGCUGAACCUGUGGAGGUGACGGUGAAGAAGCGCCUCUUCGUAGACCUGCUCUUGCCUUACUCAGUCGUAAACAAAGAGCAGGUGGAAAUUAAGGUGGUGGUGCACAACUUCUACUCUGCAUCUCCAGAUUCACUCUCGGUAACAGUGGACCUGCUGGAAUCUGAGGGUAUCUGCAGCCUGGCCAGUGAGAAGGGGAAGUACAGACAGGAAGUGGCUGUGGACGCACAGUCCAGCAGGGUGGUGCUUUUCACCAUCGUCCCCCUGCAAGUGGGCAGCCAUGACAUCACAGUAAAAGCCUUCAGCAUGGAGGAGGAGCUCGGAGACGGUGUGAGGAAAACGCUGCUUGUCGUGCCCCAGGGAGUGCAGAAAACCAGGACCAUGCUGAGGACUCUGGACCCCUCCAUCACGGGUGGGAACCAGGAGGAGACCUUCUUUCCACCACCUCUCCCCUUGCAGGUUCCGGGCACGGAGGCAAAAACUUUCAUCACUGUCUUUGGAGACGUGCUGACAGACAGGGUGCAGAACUCUCUCUCGGGCUCGGUUCUGAGUGGACUCCUUCGCAUGCCUGGUGGGAGUGUGGAGCAGAACUUGGCCUCCAUGACAUCCCCUCUUAUUGCCAUUCACUACCUGGACAGUGCCAACGCCUGGGAGAGCGUGGGGGUACAGAGGAGGCAGGAGGCCCUGGCGUACAUACGUGCAGGUUACGUCAACCAACUGCAGUAUCGUAAGAAUGAUGAUUCAUACCCUCCCUAUAACAACGAAAAAUCCAGCACAUGGGUGACAGCGUACACAGCCAAGGUGUUUGCGCUAGUCUUCCUGUAUAUGGAAGUGCAGGAGGAUCACGUGUGCCUCCCCCUGAAAUACCUGGCACAGAGUCGCCAGUCCCCUGAUGGCCAUUUUCGAGAAGAUGCAGCAGUUUCUGACCAAAGCAUGACGGGUGGAGUGAAAGAUGGAGAACAUACUGCUCUCACCGCGUUUGUUCUGAUUGCCAUGGCGGAGGCCAAGGAUAUCUGUCAAAGCAGGGUCCCUGGGCUGGCCAGCAGCAUGCAGCGUGCCUCCCAGUACCUGAGCGGUCGCCUCUCCAGCCUGUCCAGCCCCUACUCAGUGGCCAUUUCCUCCUACGCCCUGGCCCUGCUGGACCAAACGUCGAGCACACUGCUCAGCCAGUUAAAGAGAGUUUCUGCAUCAGAUGGCUCUCACUGGGGUGGGUAUGAUGCAGUCGGUGUUGAGGCUACAGGAUACGCGCUGCUCACUCUGCUGAAGCUGGGACAGCUGGACCAGGCGGCUCCUGUCAGUCGCUGGCUGAUGGAGCAAGUUGAUUUGAGUGGCAACUAUGGUUCCAUACAGUGUACCAUGGUGGUUAUUCAGGCCCUGGCGAAGUACCAGUUACAGCAGCGCUCCCUAGAGGACAGAGGCCUUGAAGUGAAGUUGCUCUUCGGGAAAUGGAAAGCAGUCUGGCUGUUUAGUACAGCCAGCAAUCCUGUGUCUCGAACCGAAAAGUUCACAGGAUCUCGGAAUUUCACUGCAGUGGCAAGGGGCAGAGGGACGGGAAAGAUAGCGGUUGAAACCGUUUACUAUGCAAUCCCGAGCCCUCAGGAGAAGGGAGCCUGUCAGGGCUAUGAUCUGGACCUUGACAUCAAGGAGACCCCUCUCAUCAUGCUCAGAGAGAAACACGGAGAAAGAGUCCCUGAGGGUGUGAACCAGGCCUACACACUGACCAUCUGUCUGAGGCCUCUUCGAGGGACUCCUGACACAAUGACUAAUCUGGAUGUGUCCCUGCCCACGGGUUUCGUUCCUUCUCUGAGCAACCUGGAAGAGCAGAGGCUUCGAGCGGAUGGGCUGGUAGACGCUUACAAUGUGGACAGAGAGCUGUCAAAAAGAGGGUCUCUGAUCAUCCACUUGAAAAGGUUGCCUGAGGGUUCCAAGCACUGCAUCCCUGUGGUACUGUACAGGGAAUUCAAAGUGGGUCUGCUCCAGCCAUCAGCUGUCAGGGCCUACGCCUAUAACAAUGCAGAGAAAUCCUGCACAAAAUUUUACCACCCUGCAGGAAACAGCACUGAGCUGGCUGUUUCAUGCAAAGAGGAAGUUUGCAGAUGCGUUGAAGUGGGCUGUCCAUCCCUCAAGCAGAAAACCCUGGAUCGAAUGGAAGAAGUAUGCAGAGGGAGCAACUAUGUUUACAAAAUGACAGUGGCUGAAGUCCAUACAAGUGCACUGGUGGAUAAAUACAUCAUGGAGAUCAAAUAUGUGGUAAAUCAAGGGCAGGACCCAGUGGUUCAGGGGGAGAAGAGGGAGUUUGUCUCUCACAGCAGCUGCAGGAACUCCUUAGGACUGAAGCAGGGGCAGAACCUGCUGAUCAUUGGCCAGCCCAGAGACCUGCUGCAGGCAGCCGAUGGAGGGUUCUCGUAUUUCCUGUCCUCUGGGACGUGGCUGGAGAGAAUUCCCAGCGAGGCGGAAUGUCAGGGUGCCCAACAGAAGACCUGCACAGACAUUGAGGACUUUGUUUUUAACCUCCAGGUGUUUGGCUGUCCCAUAUGACUCUCCUUCUCUGACAACCCCUUUUCGGCUGCAUAAUACCCCAACUUCUGCCUCCAAAUGACCAAAUGACCCCUUUCCGCCCCCAUGUGUGGACCUACCCCAUAAUACCCCCAUUCUGCCCCUUACCUACUCACGCCAGUGCAGCCUUGACAGGCCUGCCAGCUCUCUGAUAGGAUGAAGACUGAAGAACCAAUCAGAAUUUAGCAUCAACAGCUUGGUGACAGUCAGAGCUGGGAUGCUACUGCACCAGGGGUCCAGAUCAGGGUAUUUACCCAGGAGCAUGUUACCUCUCCCCAUGUGUACUGAGUAACAGCAGACUAGAUUAAUCGAAUGCAGAUCUCUGUGCAGUCUGGGUAAGGCGAUCUCUG
Megalops cyprinoides (Indo-Pacific tarpon) is the source of this 5163-nucleotide messenger RNA. RefSeq names its product complement C3-like. Gene Ontology annotation, cellular component: extracellular region. Gene Ontology annotation, molecular function: protein binding; endopeptidase inhibitor activity. NCBI's taxonomy places the organism in Eukaryota, Metazoa, Chordata, Actinopteri, Elopiformes, Megalopidae. The coding region runs from base 41 to 4795 and encodes 1584 amino acids. The record is from RefSeq and is a predicted model, not a curated record. The transcript has 39 exons.